UUGAUCUAUCCCCAGUGCUUAGUGGUAUAUUUCCAUUAUGGCUUCAUUCUUUCCGGUGAGCUAGAAGCAGGUACACCCUGAUAAGAGUGGAUGCACCUACUUCUUAUUCUCACUCGAGAGUUCCCCAGAGCUCUCCUUUAUGGAAAGCAUAGUCGCAGGUUGCUAGGAUACAGGCUGCCUGGCAUCACAUGCAGCAAAGCAUUAAUACACAAAGCCUCCUUAACAUCCUUGUGUGGGCUUCCUCAGAAAGGAGUGCAUUACUAUUACAAGCAGCUGGAUCACCACGCUGCUGCGGCUCUCCUUGGGGCUGAUGUUACUGUAGAAUAGAGACACAUUUUGAAGGCAGAUGGUCUGUUAGCUGAAAGAAAGUCAGUCACUAUGUGUGACACCGUCUGCAAAUGUAGCGUUCUGUGGACUGGGUUGAUGUUUUGUCCUGAUUACUCAAGAAUGCCUCCUCCCACACACACAUAGACUGCUGCUUAAAGAAGGCAACAGCUUCAUUUCUAGCCAGCAAGAGAACAAAAGAAAUGAACUGGUCAUAGUCAUCCCUUUAGGGAAUAAUCAGAAAAAAGAUUGAGGAGAGACAUGGUCUACACGUUGAAGUACAUCAACUAAACAAACACUCAAGCUUUCCAAAGCAGCAUCAAAAGCAGCUUAACUUCACAAGAUAGAGCUGCAAAGCUGCAUAUCCUUUUCCCCCCAAACUGAGGAUUGGAAUGAAGACCUUCAAAAGCAGACAAUGAAAAUGCUUGCCGACACACUGUUGCUUUAGAAGACGGAAAAGGGAUUUUUCUUAGAAUAAAAAACUAAAGAUACAGCGAUAAAGACAGCAAAAUGGGAAUCACUGUGCAAAACAUCACAGCCACCUCUGCCACAGUCACGUGGCCUGCCUCUCCAAGCUGCGUGGACAGCUUCUACAGCAUCAUGUACCACCCGAACUGGAACAAUCUGCUCACAGGCUACUCCAGGAAGAACUUCCUUAAGGAGGACAAAGUUCCAACCGAACAGACCUCCGCUAACUUGUGGAACCUGAGCCCACAGACCAGCUACAUCCUGUGUGUCACGUGCCAGUCGGCCAAUCCCUCUGGCGACCAGUGCCGGGUCUUCAACACCCUGGGCCAGGACCCCUCCUCCUCGCUGGGCAGUGGCAGGAAGGAACUGGCCAUGGGCAUCUGGCUGACCAGCAGCCUCCUUCUGCUCAUUAUCGCUGGCAUCCUCUUGUAUGGCUGCCUGCACAUCUGGUGCAGCAAACACCAGGAUAACCCAGAGGGGACCUUUGCCGACCCAGAUGUGCCAGACAAGAGAGAGGCAGCCGCAGACAGUCUCUACUCGCACAACAACACUGGAGAAGACGCCCAGCUGGCUACCAUCAUAGAGAACCCCUUUACUUCAUCAGAGUCGUCUCCCCGCAGCUACAGAAAUCGAGAGCUGGUGCCCCUGGCAUGCAAAGACAUGGACACCCCUUCCCAGAGCCUUUGAGAACAGUAUCAAUCCAAGGCCUGCAGGGCCACCUACACCCUGCAUCCGGUUUAGAAGGUCUCACUGACUUUGUCAGAAAUGUGUCUUUUGAAAUGCCUGUUGUUUCCUCCCUUGGGUGUGGGAGAACUACCCUCCCUAAUGUCAUGGAAAAUGCCCAGAGUACACACUUUUGAAGCUGGCCAUAUCCUCCUAAGAAGUAUUUCAAAAUGUACAUGGUCUGCAUUUUCAGAGAAGAAUAAAAUAAUUAGUAAAAACCAGCAUGAAACUACUGUAGGAGGUAUUCUCGGUAAACUGAUUCAAUAUUGGCAACCCGACUAAUUAAUUAAGUAAGAAUAAGAAUGGGCAACCUGGCUAUAAUGAAAUAAUUGUGCAAGUUUUACACCAUUCAGGAGUUUGUUUGCUGCAAGUACAAGAAGCUAAGACAGCAACAGUCAGGAGCCUUCUCAAAGACGUAAAAUUAUUAUAAAGCAGGACUUCUUUCUGAAAAUCAGUCAAGGACUUUUACGGAACCAACCCAUAUAUGGAAAAGGCUGUUAUACCUACAAUGGCUAACACUGUUAGAACUUGAAUUAUUACCUUAUAUGGAGAGUGCACCACAGGCCCCUACUCGUAAGAGACUAUACAAACCCAGCAACAAAGGAGCACAAUGCUCUCAAGCUCCAAGAGCCCAAGGGUGCUGCUCCUUGACUGAAGGAAACCACCAAGCAAACCUCAGCUGCAGCUGCUAUACGGGGAGAAGUGGUGACAGCCUGAGAGACCGGGACUGGGGAGAGAACCUUAGCUGCUAUAAGGGGAGAAGUGGUGACAGCCUGAGAGACCAGGACCAGGGAGAGAACCUCAGCUGCAACUGCUAUACGGGGAGAAGUGGUGACAGCCUGAGAGACCAGGACCAGGGGAGAGAAACACAAAGACUGUGUUGAUCCUGUUGGAGAUUGAAGAAUCAUCGCAGAAAGGAUUUCACAGAGCAAUUCAACAACCCGAGUUCCACAACCAGACAGUGAAUGAGUCAGUGCUGCCCGGGCCUGCGGAGUACUCAACUGAGUAAUUAACUAGAUUUUGUGAAAAGCAACUUUUAAUUAACCUUGAUAAGCAACUGAAAAGUUAGACUACCUCAUGUUAUUUACAUGAAGAGCUUUUAAGUAAACCUGCUAUCUGUAGACAAGUAUAUUUAGAGAAGUUUGAUUGAAGGUUUGAUGCUAUUGGUUGUCUUUGAUGCAUGGCACAUGCUUAAGAAUUAUUUCUGAUUUCUGAGAUUUCUGUUCUUUCAUAUUUCUGUAUUCAAUAAACUGCUGCUGUUAGUUGCA
Molecule: messenger RNA, 2783 nt
Organism: Acipenser ruthenus (sterlet)
Lineage: Eukaryota; Metazoa; Chordata; Actinopteri; Acipenseriformes; Acipenseridae
Product: fibronectin type III domain-containing protein 9
Exons: 2
Coding region: 835-1479 (214 amino acids)
Molecular function (GO): protein binding
Source: RefSeq, a predicted model, not a curated record